Molecule: messenger RNA, 2858 nt
Organism: Paramisgurnus dabryanus
Lineage: Eukaryota; Metazoa; Chordata; Actinopteri; Cypriniformes; Cobitidae
Source: RefSeq, a predicted model, not a curated record
GUCCCUAAACCUCCUACAGAUUCUGGGAAACCCAAAUCAGUGACCCGGGUAUAUGUCCGUAAGACACGCCCUCCAGACGAGGUCAGCAGGAAGGUUAGGGUCACCGUGGCAAGACCUCUCCCACAGGAUGCUUCUCCUCAGCCUUUCGACUGCGCAGGUAACAUGGGUAUGAGUCCUGCAGGAAAAUCAGUGUGAUUGAUGUUCUAAAGAGAAAUUCAUCUGAAAUGUUUAAAGGUCCAGGUGGGCCACGGUUUGACACACAGGGGAUGGUCCUGCCGCACAGCAUUCUAGGAAGCAUGGAGGAUUUUAAGAGAGAGAUGGAACUGAGAGGUGACACAGAGCUGUUACAGAAGAUCCCGGACCAACAGAAACUCGCGACUCAUCCGGUGGAGCGUGAGAGAAAUGACGGCCAAUCCAAAAUUAAGUCACAACAAAGUCACGCCCUCCAGCACUGGUACCGCCACAUGGCUGAGCGACGCAGACAGCAAGACUUUAUUUCUCGAUUACUGCAGAAGCCAGUGGGAUAUCUGUUGAUGAAUCAGUCCAGCAGAUUCAGACAGAUUCAGGAACAGAGAGAUCUCAUCAACAGAGGAAAUGGUCGGCACACAGGCAGUGAGUUCUGGAAUAUUCCCCAGCAUUUUGGAGAUGAGCUAAGUGGAAUAACAGCCACCCUUACUGAAACAGAGAAGGGAAAGCCUCCACCUCUCACUCGCAUUGGACAUCCUCACGCGACACGUCUGGAGUCAGGUAAUUUCUUAUGUGAUGAAGUUAACAGUGGCUGGGAUCGGAGUUUGUACCUGCAACAGCGUCGCCUUGAGCUCAGGGAUGCACAGAGAGACAUCAGCUUUAGUCCACCGGACAUUGAUGGGCUGGAGGUGGUUGGCUCAGGUCUGCCUUUCACCUCGACAUCAGUGGGAUCUUCUUCUUUACUGGAUGAGGAAGAAAAGGAGGAAGAAGGAAGGGCUGAACACCAGAAAGAAAACAUAGAUCCUCUGGCGCUGUAUGAUGAUGUCAUCAUGGAUGUUGAGCUGGUUCCUGCUCUGAGGUUUUGUGGAGAACUAGCUCGCUGGACCGGUACCAAGUCCUCCCACCAGGAACAGCGGGGUGUCACAGCGAGGUUAAUGUUUGAGACAGUAACAGGAGAAAGUGUGAGCACCGAUCUGGAGUUGAAGAAUGAAGGCAGUACUGCCAUUUACUACAGCUGGGAGAAAGUGACUCAACCACACACACACACACAACACUUCUACUUCAACAACACUGAAGCUGUGAUAUUACCAGGCAGCACCAAACACAUCACAGUCAUCUUUAAGAGUGCAUCUGCGGGCAUCAUGACUGAAGUUUGGCAACUCAACACACACCCUGUACUGAUGGGUGGAUCUUCAUUGCAAGUCACAUUUAGGGGUGUGGCCUUAGACCAGGACAGAACUGCCUACCAGAGAGUAGCACUAGAGAGAAAACUCCUGCAGAAAGAAGCCGUAUGUUUGUGUAGAUGGAUCAUGAUUGAUGUAGUCAGCGGGAUUUGUACUCCAGACAGGCCAAGCUCACCAGAUGAUCUCUACGUCACAGAAGAGGAGCAAUUCUUCACACAAAAUCCUAAUUUGCAGUACCACCCUGAGCCUGUGGAGGCGCUGCAGAGGUUAUGGGAGCAGGUCAAUAGGUCAGGACAAGCGUGGGAUCUGUCUUUGCACACCUUUAGACAGAUGGCGCUGUCCCUGCCUGAGACAGAUGAGCAGACAGAUGGUCCGAGCAAAGAGACGUGCUUGAGUCAAUAUAACUUACUGUUGGUACAGCUACAGCGACCGCAGAUAUACACCCCUCCUUCAAGGCUACACAACAUCAGUCUGCAGUUAUGGAGAGAGCUGGUGGAUGGUUUGGUCAGCGAGUCUGUAAGGUUGAGAGAUACACUGGGACUUCCUGAACACAAUGUUUGGAGUGACUUUCACACCUUUGAGCAGAUGAAGAAUGACGCGGAGCUGAAGAGAGGAGGAAGAGGAGUGAACCUGCUGAAAGAUGAGAAGAGAGGAGGAACCAGAGCUGCAGUGAUGGAGGAACGUGGGAACGUGCCGGAGGAGAUAAUGGAUAGAGGAGAGAGAGAAUUUAGCCUUGAUGUUGAUACGCACACACAUCAGCUAUACAGACGACUGCUGCAUACACAGGUGUCUGUGCUGAUGAAGAGGAUGAUGGAUUCUCUGUGUGAUCUACUGGAAGAGGCUCAACAAGACUCUUUUAAAACAUUUUAAUAACCUUCUGCUUUUAUACUGUUUACAGUGAAUGAACUUCAUGGCACUUCUGCGAUUAUUAAAGGUCCCAUAGCAUGAAAAUCUGACUUUUUCCAUGUUUAUGUCCUAUUAUUGGGUCCCCAGGGCUUCUAUCAACCUAGAAAACGUGAAAAAGAUCAACCCAGUAACUUAUGUUUCGGUAAAAAAUCUCUGCAAGCAUGGGAAAAAGUAGAUAAUUGAAAUUUGGCUCCCGUUAUGAUGUCAUUAGCUGUGUUACUUUUAAAAGUAAUGCAUUACAAUAUUAAGUUACUCCUCAAAAAACUAAUUCUGUUACUUAGUUACUUUUCAUGGAAAGUAAUGCUUAAGUCACUUUUAAGUUUCUUUUGCAUUACUUUUUCUUUUUGGCUGAGGCUUGAUCUCUUUCAGGCCUUGCAGGUGGCUUUUAUGACUGAGAAGUUCUGCAUUCAGAAAUUGCAUAUGUCCAUCUUCUCUGACUGAAACUGUACAAUAUUUUUUUUACAUCAAAUGAACUAAACUUAAAAGUAACUUGCAUUACUUUAAAAAAAAAAGAAACUUAAAUAUUAAUAUACAUUAAUAAAGUAAUGCAUUACUUUACUUGUUACUUCAGAAAAGUAAUAU